Messenger RNA from Oncorhynchus keta (chum salmon), 5981 nucleotides. Its product is annotated as phosphatidylinositol 4-kinase beta-like. Gene Ontology annotation, molecular function: 1-phosphatidylinositol 4-kinase activity. Gene Ontology annotation, biological process: phosphatidylinositol-mediated signaling; phosphatidylinositol phosphate biosynthetic process. The coding region runs from base 582 to 3341 and encodes 919 amino acids. The transcript is spliced from 13 exons. NCBI's taxonomy places the organism in Eukaryota, Metazoa, Chordata, Actinopteri, Salmoniformes, Salmonidae. Gene Ontology annotation, cellular component: cytoplasm; membrane. The record is from RefSeq and is a predicted model, not a curated record.
AAGUCACACAACUCAGUUGGGAAGAUUCCAAAGACUCUUGAUUUUAUUCUAGGUUGAGUCUUGGAGAAAGUUGUGACAUAGCAAGUUGAUAUUCGAAUGUUAUUUAUUUCCAACAUUGGUUAUUCUGAGCUUUUCUUUUCAAAUCACACAAUGUAAAGUAGAGAUCAUAAACCAUAAUUUGGGUUUAUGUAUGUAUGACUUUGGUAUUGAACAGAUAGGACCAAUGACGCAUCAAACGUUGGUUUCAUGCCAAGGGAUGUGUUCGCUCAGAUUCUCUGCCCAUUGAUGUGAUAACGCUGGCGUCAACACUUCUUUUAAAUAUUUUGAGGCGGAUCCGUCAGCUGGAGGAAGGCAUUUCUUUCGGAAUUUGCGCAGCAUUAGAAUUGAGAUUCGAGCUGGGGAGCUAGAGUCGUUCCAAAUGGAAUUACAAAUCAAAUGGAUUGAUUGAGACCCUAAAAUUGACAUUGUUUGUCAAGAAGGACGAGACGUCACACCAGUCCAUCAUUAACGCUCGAGAAUUGACCCCUCUAUCAGUUUUAUGGAGAUGUCAUCAUUCCUCCUAGUAAGAUUUGACUGCCGCCAUGGCUGACAUGGAAGUGUCUCUCUCCCCUGCCCAGAUCGAGGCACUUUACCUCAGCCCCUCGCUGUCCUCCACCUCCACAUUUUCCUGCCCUUCCUCACCUGGAUCCUCUUCUUCCUCGUUCUCCUGCUCAGACUGCUCCUCGGACUGCCCCAACCAGCACCAGUCUUCCAGUCCCAGAAGCUCCAGCCCCAGUGGCUGCAGCAGCAGCGACAGCGAUGGCAUGCGGGGCUGCAGCCCUCCUCUGGACAUCAUAUCUGAGGACGCUGUGGUGCUGGACCUGGUCAUCAAUCCCGAAGUGGCCUUGAAGGCUUGCCAGGAGGUCCUGCAGAAGGUCAAACUCCUGAAGGUAGAGGAAGAACCGGAGUUGUUGCAAAAGUGCAGCCCACAAUGGCGGCUGCCCAAAGAGACCGUAUACAUGGAGCCUUGCAACACGGGUUCCACUGAAGAGGAAGAACGAUGUUAUUCUCCUCAACGAAUAAUGCAGAAAUGCCCUCUGUCACAACAGUCUUGUGACACAGGUUCGAUUAAAGAGGAGGAGGAGGAAGAAGAAAAGCGUGACCCUCCCCGACAAAUUACGCAGACAUGCCCUCAGUCGCAACAACAGAAUGGCGACCAGUCCUCUGCGGCGGCCAAGCAGUCCUUGCUUUUGCGGCUCUUUGAAUCUAAGCUCUUCGACGUCUCCAUGGCCAUGUCCUACCUGUACAAGUCCAAAGAGCCCGGUGUCCAGGCCUACAUUGGCAACCGCCUCUUCAGCUUCUCAGACGAAGACGUGGACUUCCACCUGCCCCAGCUGCUCAACAUGUACGUCCACAUGGACGAGGAUAUGGGCGACGCCAUCCGACCCUAUGUGGUGCACCGCUGCCGCCAGAGCAUUGCCUUCUCCCUGCAGACGGCAUGGCUGCUCGGCGCCUACUCCUCCGACAUGCACAUCUCUACCCAGCGCCACUCUCGCGGCACCAAGCUGCGCAAGCUAAUCCUCUCAGAUGAACUAAAGCCCCAUGCAGUUUCUAAAGGUGUGGGUGCUGUGGAUGCCAGGCCUGGCCUGCGGGUCGGUGCCCGCAUUCACCACCACCAGCGGCACACCAUGAAGCCGUCCCUGGCCCCCGACAGCCAAAUCAACCCCGCCGAUGCCUACCUCUCGCCUUCCAAGCGGACACACCAGCGGUCCAAGUCAGACGCCACGCAUUGCACAAGCCUGGUGACUAGCCUGAAGAGAACAGCCAGCAACCCCAAGAUGGAAAGCGGCUACGAUGAGCCGCUGCGCCUGACGCCGCAGAGGGAGUUCAUCAAGUCUCUGAUAAGCAUCGGAAAGCAGCUGGCCACACUGCCCACCAAGGAGCAGAAGACCUGGCAGCUCAUCUCAGAGCUGUCACAACUCAACCACAAGCUGCCCGCCCGCGUCUGGCUGCCCACUGCAGCCUUCGACCACCACGUGGUGCGCAUGCCCCACACACAGGCCGUGGUGCUCAACUCCAAAGACAAGGCCCCAUACAUCAUCUACGUUGAGGUGCUGGAGUGCGAGAGGUUCGAGACAUCCGGCAUUCCCUUGCGCAUCCCAGAGACGCGCAUCCGCAGUGCCCGCUCUGCGGACAACCUCCUCCCGGAGUGCAUUGGCAUCACAGCCGAGCAGCGCGCCGUCAGCUUCUCCACUGUGCCCAACUACGACAACGACGACGAGGCCUGGUCCGUGGAUGACAUUGGCGAGCUGGAAGUGGAGCUCCCAGAAGGCCACACCAGUAGCAGUGACAACAUUUCCCAGUUCUCUGUGGACAGCAUCACCAGCACGGAGAGCAAGGAGCCUGUCUUCAUCGCUGCCGGCGACAUCAGGCGACGUCUGUCAGAGAACCUGGCCCACACCCCCACAACGUUCCGGAAAGAUCCAGAGGACCCGUCCGCUGUGGCGCUCAAGGAGCCCUGGAAGGAGAAAGUCAGGCGGAUAAGGGAGGGCUCCCCUUACGGUCACCUGCCAAACUGGCGGCUGCUGUCAGUCAUCGUGAAGUGUGGGGACGACCUGAGGCAAGAGCUAUUGGCCUUCCAGGUGCUCAGCCAGCUACAGUCCAUCUGGGAGCAGGAGCGCGUCCCCCUGUGGAUCAAGCCCUAUAAGAUCCUGGUGAUGUCAUCAGACAGCGGGAUGAUUGAGCCUGUGCUGAACGCUGUGUCUCUGCACCAGGUGAGGAAGCAGAGCCAGCUGUCUCUGCUGGAUUACUUCCUGCAGGAGCAUGGCAGUUACACCAACGAGGCCUUCCUCACCGCCCGACGCAACUUUGUGGAGAGCUGCGCCGGCUACAGUCUCAUCUGCUACCUGCUGCAGGUUAAAGACAGACACAAUGGAAACAUCCUCCUAGACUCGGAGGGCCACAUCAUCCACAUUGACUUUGGCUUCAUCCUGUCCAGCUCUCCCAGGAACCUGGGCUUUGAGACCUCUGCUUUUAAGCUCACCAGCGAAUUUGUGGAUGUGAUGGGAGGCCUGGAUGAAGACAUGUUCAACUACUACAAGGUGCUGAUGCUCCAGGGCCUGAUAGCUGCUCGCAAACACAUGGAGAAAGUGGUCCAAAUAGUGGAGAUCAUGCAGCAAGGCUCUCACCUGCCCUGCUUCCAUGGCUCCAGCACCAUCCGCCACCUGAAGGAGCGUUUCCACAUGAGCCUGACGGAGGAGCAGCUACAGGUGCUGGUGGAGCAGAUGGUGGAUGGCUCCAUGCGCUCCAUCACCACCAAGCUUUACGACGGCUUCCAGUACUUCACCAACGGCAUCAUGUGAACAGUUCCACACCAAACUCUACCACAUGGGACAACCACAUGUGCGAACAUGCAUAUAAAGAUGGUGGUAACCUGUGCAUAUGGACUCACGCAUGUGUGCUUGCCAUAGCAGCACAUUUAGGAAAAUGGACUCUUGUAUAGACAAGUGCAACAAGGUCCUGUUUGCGAACUAUGUAUGUUCUUUGUCUUAGACGGACCUCUGUUUUCCCCCUCCUUGUUUUGGCCUUGUGGAGGGGGGAGUCCGCACCUUCUCUCCCUCUUGUCCUCCUAUCCAUAGGACUUUUAGCGCAUUGACUUCUAAAACGAGGCAUAACGCACAUUUCAAAUCACACACGAAAAGGAUUAAGUAUCAAUAUCGGAGGAGGUACUUCAUUGAAAAGGGGGAGGGGCAACACUGGAGAGGGAGUGGUCUAUAUUCAGAGGAGCCAAGAAGACUUUUAUCAGAAUGGAUAGAAGACGAAUAACUGUGGACCAAUUGUGCAAGAGCGUCACAAAGCAGUGCAUAUUGAAUAUAUUGACUUAUUUUUGUUCUUAGAGAGCAAAAUGGACUUUGAGAAGCCACUGUGUAACGACAAAGAAAGCACAAGACAUAUCAUUUGCGGAGGUUUUCUAAUGGACAUUUUCUUUGUUCUCUGAAAAUUCCUAUGGUUAUCAAGAAUGAGCCAGCCCGAAGAGAGGGGGGACACUAUUAAAAACCAUUGGUGUACGAGUGUUAUCUGUCAGGGAAAACAACUCCUUAAUCCAAGGUUUAAUGCAUUUUGAACAAUGUUUAAACUGGAAAGUUGUGAACUAGGACCAACUCAUCUCUUAUUAGGGGUCCAAGCAUAUGCAGCAAAGCUGCUGGUUGUAUGUGUUUUUGUUCCCAUCCUUGAUAACAGGUGGAGCUUCAUUUCAAUCUGGGUUUUGGACAACUGGGGCUCGUUCAGUAGAGCACAUCUGUAACACAUUUAGUGUUAUAGAUAGAAAUACCAUGAAAUAGAAAGUUCUUUAUCUCAGUUCUCCGUGGACUCUUGUCCUUACUGAAUAGGCAUCACAGACUAUCAGGAAAGGGCAGAGUGUUUUACCAUUUAAUAUGCCGACUGUGUUAUACCAACAUGCAUCAUGUAGAACUUUGCUUUGCUUGUUUCACUCUUUAAACCACCAUACUUGAAGGAACGCUAGCAUAGUGAUGAGCCUCAUGCACUUGAGUUAUGUUGAACCAAAAUGGCUACCUGUGGUUAAAUUUAUGCAAACACUCAACAUUGAUGUUCCACUAAUUUCUAACGAAAUGUGAUUAUUAAUGCAUUAUUGUAUGGUUUGUUAACUUAGGUUGCAUAUUUAAAGAAUGCUCAACACUUUCCUCUUUUUUUAAUUAUUUUUUUUAACCUUUAUUUAACCAGGCAAGUCAGUUAAGAACACAUUCUUAUUUUCAAUGACGGCCUGGGAACAGUGUUCAGGGGCAGAACGACAGAUUUGUACUUUGUCAGCUCGGGGGUUUGAACUCACAACCUUCUGGUUACUAGUCUAACACUCUAACCACUAGGCUACGCUGCCGCCCCUCUGGUUGGCUCAGAUGCAUUCCUGUGAAUAACUCGGGCCGAUCUAGAGCGAGGGUUGUCCUUGAGCAGAUUAUGUAAAUAAUGGGAGUGAUUUCUCAUUCCUGUCCGUUUGUCUUGGUCUGUUUUAUUUCUCCUUUUGUUUUGAACAGUAUGAGCUCACUAUCACAAGUCAACUUCCUUCAUGUGAAUUUUUUUCUUAUACUCAACUUUUCUUUUUAUUCCCCCCCCCCCUUGCGGUCUCAAACACACAUGUAUUGAAGAGAGUGGUUUCAAGAGCUACAUGCUUGGAUAGCCUAUAACUUAUAUUACCUGCUCAUGUUUGAAAGCUGAGUCGUUGGUGGGGGGCUUUUGUGUGUAGCAAAAGUGACAACUUUUCUCUCAUGCAGUCAUUCCUGUGAGAACCGAUGCCUUGACAUAUGAGCGGUACAACUUUUAUCAUUGCAACAGUUGGGACAAGGGCAUGCAGGUCAUGUACCCAGGAAGUGCUUUUAUCAGAAGUUCAACACUCCCGCCGACUCUUCUCUAAACACUACUACUGCAUUGCUUUUCCCUUCAUUCAUUCCAACCCUAACCUUAUUCUAUAAAGUGCAUUUUAUCUUUGCUGGACUGGGUGCUGUCCGUCAAACCUUUUGUGUUGAUUUUGAUGUCUCCCCAUUGAGAAGCAGAAUUUUGUCCUUGUCCAGUGUCACACCAGGUACAUGCAUGUCCAUUCAGAUGACACUGAGGCCAAGGCCUAAAUUCAGUGCAGAACGAUGUUCAGACUGCUCCAGAUAAAUGUAUUGUAUAGAUCACUUGUUUUCAAAUAGAAAGUGAUGUCUGCUCUAUAUGAAUGUUUGCCUUCUAAGUUCUGAACAUUUGUGCCCUCCUGAAAGAUGGUUUUAUACAGAAUUGGUCCACACCAAGCAAAGCAUUUUUCCCAGUAAUUAACUAUGGUUGAUAUGGAGUGCCUUUGUCCUUGAUACUAAAGACAUUUAAAAUGUACAGGGGAAGCAAUUGUCCACUUUACAUUGUAUCAAAACACUUAAGCUUCCUGAUUGUUUAACUUUUCAUUUGUGGUUGAGACUAAAUGCAUGACUCAUUCAAUAAAUCAAAUUGUUUUUUAA